Molecule: messenger RNA, 830 nt
Organism: Macadamia integrifolia
Lineage: Eukaryota; Viridiplantae; Streptophyta; Magnoliopsida; Proteales; Proteaceae
Exons: 2
Coding region: 120-593 (157 amino acids)
Source: RefSeq, a predicted model, not a curated record
CACAACGCGUCACGACAUCAACAUGUUGUAUAUGUUAUCUCUCUCUCUCUCUCUCUCUCUCUCUCAGUAGUUCUGAACUUUCCCCAAACCCAUCAAACAAGGACCCAAAAGGAGAAGAAAUGGCAGAGACUCCUCUGUUCUUCCUUUCCAUCUUCCUUCUCUUUCUUCUCUCAUCUGCAGAUCACACCCAAAACCCUAACCCUAACCCUAAUCCAACGUUGUCGCCGGCACACGACCAACUGAUGAAGCAUGGGUUCCCUGUUGGACUGCUUCCGACCAACGUAUUUGAUUACACACUCAAUCAGACCUCCGGCGAUUUCACUGUAAAACUUGGUGAUCACUGUAAAAUUAUUCUUCCUCCAGAUAACUACCUUGCUACCUACUCGAAGAAGAUUACUGGGAAGCUAGUUGAAGGUCGAAUCGCUGAGCUUGAUGGGAUCCGUGUUCGUGCUUUCUUCAAGUGGUGGUCUAUUACAGGGAUUCGGUCCAGCGGCGAAGAUUUGGUGUUCGAGGUUGGAAUGGUCACUGCUAAAUACCCUUCCAAGAAUUUCGACGAGAGCCCUGCCUGUGAGGGUCAGCGUUCGUCGUCCUGAUUCACCUCACUCAGGUUCCAUUGCUUAUGUUUCUUGAUAAGAUCUAGCAGUACUUCUAUGUAUAAACCAAGGUACUUAGAAGAUGAUAUGGUUAUUAUCCACGCAUUGUACUACAUGAAUAAUAGACUAAUGUAACCUCGUGUAUUUUUCUAUUUUUUUUUUCUUUUCUUUUCUUUUAAAUGCCUCGAAUUUCUUUCUUAAGUAUUAUAUAAUUCCCAGUCUAGCAGCAUUUCCCAA